This is a messenger RNA of Entrophospora sp. SA101, 762 nucleotides long. Lineage: Eukaryota; Fungi; Glomeromycota; Glomeromycetes; Entrophosporales; Entrophosporaceae. The record is from the annotation of a GenBank genome assembly.
AUGUUUCAUUCAUCAGCAAAUAGUAAAAUUUGCAAUGAUUAUCCAGUAAUUGCCGGAGUUGAUGAAGCCGGUCGCGGAGCCUUAGCUGGACCAAUAAUAGUAGCAUCCGUUGUCUUACCAGCCGAUGGUAAAGAAGAUAAAAAUGUUGUGGUGGAGCCAGGAAGCACUGUUGAUUUUAAGGUUGAAUUAGCCAAACCAGUAACUAUUGAGGAAAAGAAAAAUUUUGUUAUUCGCGAGGGGUUAGUAUUAACCGGCAAUGAAAUAAAGUCUCUCCGUAGCCAUCAGGCUUCAAUCGGCGAGGCUUAUGUUUCACCGCAGCAAAAGGAAUUAUACGUUAUCAACAUGAAUAUUGCAACUUAUAAAUAUUCCUAUGCUGGUGAUUUAGCAAAAACUGAUACUAGAAAAAAAAGAAAGUUGCUACUCAAAAGGAGAGAAAUAAAUAAAUUAAUUGGCACUAUGAAAGCCAAAAGUUAUGUCCUUAUUCCGUUACAACUUUUUACUAAUGAUAAAGCCAAAAAUUUUCUUCAAAGUAAUUUGCUAAAUAAGUUUCAAGAGGUCAAAAAAGAAGUAAUUCAAUUUAUUGCUGAUAAAGGCUAUAAUCACAAGGCCUAUUUGACUAACCAGUCUGAGAUAGACCAACUCUUUGCUCAAACAAGUUCAGAACAAAGACCACAAGAACCUACUUGGAAAAAGCCCGAAACUGUUUUAAAAAUCGAAUAUCAUUCAAAUAAAAGUGACGAAUAUCCUCCACCCCAUACUUAA